UCUUUAUCGGUCGCUUUCAAACAUCCGGACAACUAUCAAUAAAAAUCCAGCGCUAUGCCGUCUCAACUUCUGCCAACCUCCGGAAGAUCGACAACCAAUAGUGUCCUCUAUGAAUCAUCUACUGGUCAACAGUCAAUUACGAUAAAUCACGGCUCAAUUACGGGUCGGAACACGGCUAUGCCCUUCUGCGUAAAAUGUCAAAUCACGAGGCAGGUGUCCCUUCAUCGAAUCAACAGUGAAAAUACUGUCAUUCUCUUUUAUCGCCGGGAGGCUUGUUUUGUAAUGCACCAGGACGACCCGGGUACGAGGCAAGAUACUUUAGGAGUAUAUAACGAUUUCUUCGUUUUUCUUCCAACGAUAUACCAGUAUGAAUACCCCAUCCACCCCAACGAAAUCAGCUUCAAUGAAGAGCGCACAUCUGAUGUGGAAAUCCACUAUACCCACCAAAUCAGCGACCAUGACACGUACCUCAUCAACAUGAACCGGAUUCGCCAUGGACCAUCACCCGAGCCACCACCCAUAUUCUGCUGCAAUCUCCACAACGAGAAAACACUGUUUGGGUUUCAUAACAGGAAUGUGCCGCAAUAUACCACUAGCGGGGGAAUGUAUCAAUAUCAUAUAUACACUGCAUUACACCAACGGAGCCGGGAGUGUCAUACCUGUGAUGAAUCCGGUGACUAAAUACAUUUUUAUAAGGUUCAGCAGUUGUUCAGCUUAUUCCACGCAUAUCGGAAACACCCAAUGAAUGACACGAUGUGGAGUCUACGAUUAGAGCAGAAACUACCUAUAGGGUUGUAUACAUUAGAUUAAUUGUAUCUAUCUACAUAUUGGAAUAAUUCAAUAAAUUUAAAUGACCUUG
This is a messenger RNA of Armigeres subalbatus, 859 nucleotides long. RefSeq lists its product as uncharacterized. The record is from RefSeq and is a predicted model, not a curated record. The coding region runs from base 55 to 681 and encodes 208 amino acids. The transcript has 4 exons. NCBI's taxonomy places the organism in Eukaryota, Metazoa, Arthropoda, Insecta, Diptera, Culicidae.